AUGGGCAACAAAGUGUCCACGGUCAACGGCCUGCGAUCCCCGAACAUUCUCCAGCCUGGAAACGCUGUCAAUGAGGUCUGGGUGGGCAAUCUAGAAAUCAUCUCUCGCCUUCCUUUUGGCGACUCAAACCUGGCCCAAGCAGGCUGGCCUAAGGGAGACUACCCGAAAAUCCCCUGGCACCCGUUCAUUAUCCCACUCCGCGCAAGAGCCGACAAGAUAGCACGAUCCAUAUCCGUUACGGCAUUAGAGCGUCGGGGUAUAAGCGAAAUGAUGGCAAAAGUAGACUGGUUGCUGAUGUUUUGGACCCUUGAACGCAUUGUCGCAAUUCCCUUUUUUCUUUCUACCAUCGCGUUCCAUCUUACGCCGGACCGCUUUGAUGCGUCUGGAUUCAUGGGUCCAUGUGUUUACGGCUGUGAAGACGGGGAACUAGGCCACACACCGCAUCUUAAAUACCCUAUCAUUAUACGUGCAAAAAUGGCGUGCCUUUUCUAUGCCACUGGUCUUUUCGUCCUGUUUCUCCAAAAUAUCAUCAGUGCCACCACUUCGCACUUCAACAUGCCGACUAUCUCCCGAUUCGAGCUAGUGUUCUAUUCUUGCUUGGGCAUCUUAGCUAGUUAUUCUUGUUUGCGGCUUAUGUUGGCUGCGUUUCAAGCCACCAAUCAACUCGUGGGAGAAACAGAAAUGAGGUUUAAAGAAAGCCGUGAUAUCACGUUCACGGAAUAA
This is a messenger RNA of Ophidiomyces ophidiicola, 723 nucleotides long. RefSeq lists its product as uncharacterized. NCBI's taxonomy places the organism in Eukaryota, Fungi, Ascomycota, Eurotiomycetes, Onygenales, Onygenaceae. The transcript has a single exon. The record is from RefSeq and is a predicted model, not a curated record. The coding region runs from base 1 to 723 and encodes 240 amino acids.